Sitodiplosis mosellana (orange wheat blossom midge) is the source of this 1059-nucleotide messenger RNA. Its product is annotated as GSK3-beta interaction protein. The record is from RefSeq and is a predicted model, not a curated record. Gene Ontology annotation, molecular function: protein kinase A binding; kinase regulator activity. The transcript is spliced from 2 exons. Gene Ontology annotation, biological process: regulation of canonical Wnt signaling pathway. The coding region runs from base 116 to 475 and encodes 119 amino acids. NCBI's taxonomy places the organism in Eukaryota, Metazoa, Arthropoda, Insecta, Diptera, Cecidomyiidae. Gene Ontology annotation, cellular component: cytoplasm.
CACUUAGAUAUUAUCGGAAAUUCAAACUCAAUUGAAAUAUUGAAAACAAUCGGACAGAGUGAAUUUACAGCAAAAAAAGCAUCUGAGAGAAGAAGAAAAGACAAAAAGUUGAAAUAUGAGUGCAGCACACGAAGACAGCGGAUUCGAUAUUAUAAAUUGGACAGAUGAAGCGGCCACAGUGAUAAGCGAUGUAAAAGGUCACGUUCGACAGAUUUCCAUAUCAACCACUUUGCCAUCAACUGAACUCGAGAUUUACCUAAAUUGUGAAACAUUAGAAGCGAAAAAGUUCACCAUUCGACUGUCCAGCGAUGGAUUUCGAAUUGUUAGCAACACAUUCGACCAAAUCGACGAUUUAAAUGGAUUCCCAUAUGAAACACCAUAUGCACUAUUGAAUGAACUUAGUCCAGCUUACACCAAUUCCUUUGGCAACGAACUUAGCAGAGCAUUGUCUAAUCUUGAAGGAAGAUGUGAUUAAUCCAUUUUUAAUACCAAAAAUUUGAACCAUUCAAACUCGCGACAAUUUUUUACAUACGCUUUUUCAUACGAUGAAUUUUAGUUUUAUAAUGUGAUUGAUUGUAUUGGAACGUUAUUAAGAUAAAUAAAAUGGUUCAGAUGACUAAAGCCGAAACCCAAAUCAAUGCUGUGUGAAAAAUCAGAAAAAAAGAAUGAAAAGAAUUCCUAAAAGUGAAAUGGCUAAGUCAUCGAUGACAUCUUUUCCAGCAUGUACCAAUUGUUUCACUUGGACCAUUGGGCAAUGUUUACAUUAGAACUGGAGGAUCUCAUCAACAUCGCUUGACUCAGGUUGACUGUUGCAAAGCGAGUAUACCCAAAACAUUAGUUGAAUGGAAAAAAGAUGUGAUUUUGCGUUUCCAUACCAAGAGUCAAAGUUACUUCGAAGAGUUUUGAUUGAAACAAUGAUAAAAUUAAAUUUUUCAUUCAUAAACAUUUGAUAUGCGAGUACUCUUUGUAUCUGUAUAAAUUUUACUACGCAUUUCGAAAUGUUAUGAUCAAUUUUUGCCUCCCCUUUUCAUAUACAUAUCAUUUUAAAUGAAAAUAUCA